Molecule: messenger RNA, 1346 nt
Organism: Musca domestica (house fly)
Lineage: Eukaryota; Metazoa; Arthropoda; Insecta; Diptera; Muscidae
Gene: mats
Product: MOB kinase activator-like 1
Exons: 3
Coding region: 208-867 (219 amino acids)
Biological process (GO): positive regulation of protein phosphorylation; hippo signaling
Cellular component (GO): cytoplasm; nucleus
Molecular function (GO): protein kinase activator activity
Source: RefSeq, a predicted model, not a curated record
UUUUGUUGCCCACUUUUAUUUACCAUUCUUUUUUGUAUUCAUAUUCAUAUCGUUUGGAUAUAGUUUCUAUUUCGGCCGAACUUCUUGCAUUUCGCUAAAAAAUUCACAACAAAGGACGGCACAAAGCAAAGAUUUUCUUUUGCAAACCAUAAUCAUCUAAUAGACUGGCAAUUUAGUGUAAAGAUUUAGAAGGAGUCACGUAGCGAGAUGGAAUUUCUUUUCGGUUCCAGAUCAAGUAAAACAUUCAAACCCAAAAAGAAUAUACCAGAAGGUACACAUCAAUAUGAUCUCAUGAAACAUGCAGCAGCCACACUGGGUUCAGGCAAUUUACGGAAUGCUGUAGCCCUGCCAGAUGGGGAAGAUUUAAAUGAAUGGGUGGCGGUAAAUACUGUGGAUUUCUUCAAUCAAAUCAAUAUGUUAUACGGCACGAUAACAGAAUUUUGCACUGAAGAAAGUUGUGGCAUUAUGUCAGCUGGUCCAAAAUAUGAAUAUCAUUGGGCCGAUGGCUAUACUGUUAAAAAGCCCAUAAAGUGUAGUGCCCCCAAAUAUAUUGACUAUCUCAUGACAUGGGUGCAGGAUCAAUUGGACGAUGAAACAUUAUUUCCCUCCAAAAUUGGUAUACCGUUUCCAAAGAAUUUCCUAAGCAAUGCAAAAACCAUAUUGAAACGACUAUUCCGUGUCUAUGCCCACAUUUAUCAUCAACAUUUCUCGGAAGUGGUAACCCUGGGAGAAGAGGCGCAUUUGAAUACAUCAUUUAAACAUUUUAUAUUCUUUGUACAAGAAUUCAAUUUAAUUGACCGCCGAGAAUUAGCACCUCUUCAAGAACUCAUCGAUAAGCUGACAGCCAAAGAUGAACGGCAGAUAUAGGAUUCAUUGCAGUUGGGAUCUGCAACAUCCCAUGGUAUGGAGUUUUGAGUUUGAAAAAAUAUAAUACACAAAACCUGCUUCUCUCUAUCUCUUAAUUUAUGUAUUCUUUUAUAUAUAAAUUUUUUGUUCUCAUAAAUAGUUUCGUAUUAUAAUUUGCUCAACAAAUGAUUAUGUUUAAGUAUUUGUAUACUAUUUUUAAUAUACAGAAAAAGGAUGCCACCGACGAAACACACAAACCAGUAUCCCAUAUUUCUUUUGUACAGAACACGAAAUUUUAAGACCAAUCAAAUUGAUUUUCACUGGAAACGUAAUACAAUUUUUUUAAAUUUCUUCAUUAUUUCAAUCAUACACACAAAAUAUUCCUAAGUCAAUAACUACUCAAUACUAUCAUUGGACAAAUUAUUUGUAUUAUGCCUUGUUUUUUUUUAAAUAAUACUUAAAGUACACUGAAUAAACUAUUAGUUUUAAUUAUUUAGUUA